AUGGAACAUAUAAUCCAAACAGAAUGUUUGUCUCAGACCAUGUUUCCCUCAUCUCAGUUACUGUUUGGGCAAUUAACUAACCCUCCAAUCAAGCAAAUGGAUGACCCUUCGCGUAUUCCACCCACUGCCUCAGAGAGACGACGUCAUGCAUUAACUAAUACUAGUCGUAGUCGAGGUCGAGGUCAGGGUCAGGGUAGAGGUUGGGGUGAUGAUACUGUGUUGGAGGAAGCACCUCAAAUCUUGGAAGAGGAUGUGAUCGAUAAUGGUUCAGGGGAUGAUGAUGAUGCUGCUAAUAUAGAUCAGGCUGAGGAGGUACUCACUGGUCUGUUUCCUUGGGGGCCAUCAGAUCCAUCAGUACUGAAGAGCUUCAAGGCAUAUAUUGCAGCAGCUAUAUGGGAGCAAAAGGAGAAGAAUCCCUUAAGGUGUUAUAAUCAUGCAUCCAAGAUUCUUGAGUGGCGGUGGUGGUCAAGAACUGACAAUAGAAGGUUCAGAGACAUUGUGCAGCUGUCAGGCCUAUUUUCUUUGGUCCAUUGCACAUAUUGGUUCGUGAAUAGGAUUGUCAUAUCUGUAUUUGUUGAGCGAUGGCAACUAGAGACAAAUACUUUCUAUUUGACAGUUGGUGAGAUGACAAUGACAUUGGAUGGUGUGGGUACCAUCUUGGGGAUCCCUAUCACAGGUAGACCAAUUAGUGCUGCAACUUUAACAGAUCAACAAGCACAUGCACUUGUGGUAGAUGCCUUGGGAGUUGAUGAUGCUGAAGCAACUGAGGAGCUAUCAUCUGCUAGGGGACAAUCAGUGAAGCUGGAGUGGUUACGAAGCAAAUUCAGUGGUUGCAAAGAUUCACACAUGGAGGAAUCCAUAGCUUGUGCCGCCAGAGCGUAUUUGCUAUUUCUAUUGAGAUGUACACUGUUCAGCGAUAAGAGUGUGGCGAGAGUUCCUAUUGUGUACUUGCAGUUGUUGAUGGAUUUGUCUGAUAUUCAUAUAUAUGCUUGGGGUGCAGCUGUAUUGGCAUAUUUAUACUGA
Messenger RNA from Camellia sinensis, 1023 nucleotides. NCBI's taxonomy places the organism in Eukaryota, Viridiplantae, Streptophyta, Magnoliopsida, Ericales, Theaceae. The record is from RefSeq and is a predicted model, not a curated record.